Messenger RNA from Helobdella robusta, 1163 nucleotides. RefSeq lists its product as hypothetical. Lineage: Eukaryota; Metazoa; Annelida; Clitellata; Rhynchobdellida; Glossiphoniidae. The record is from RefSeq and is a predicted model, not a curated record. The annotation marks the transcript as partial. The transcript is spliced from 5 exons.
GUGUUUGAAAAGUUUUUAGCUGUAGCUGGAAAGUUCAUGAGAAUAUUGAAUCUGGUUUGCAUCGUCCUCCUCAUCUGCCACUGGGAUGGCUGCCUGCUCUGGUUCGUCCCCAUGCUACAAGACUUCCCUGUUGAUUGUUGGAUCAAGCUGGAAAACCUUGAGCACGCUCAUUGGACAGUUCAAUAUACAAUGUCGUUAUUUCGUGCACUCUCACAAAUGCUCUCCAUUGGUUACGGAAGGAACACACCAACAAACACGGUUGAUGUUUGGUUGACGAUGGUGAGCAUGCUGAUUGGUUCAACUUGUUAUGCCCUUUUUGUUGGACAUGCAACGACCCUCAUACAAUCGUUUGACACCUCCAAACGACACUACAGAGAAAAAUUGAAACAAAUAGAAGAGUACAUGAACUACCGCAAAUUGCCUCUCCAUCUAAGAAAACGAGUCAACAAAUAUUUUGAGUUCAAGUACCAAGGGAAGAUGUUUGAUGAAAAGAACAUUCUCGAAGAGUUUAAUGAAUGCCUUAAACAGGAAGUACUGAAUUACAACUGCCGGUCACUGGUUGCCUCAACAAAUCUUUUCUCCGAAGCCAACCCGAACUUCGUGAACGAGGUCAUCUCCAAGUUGCAGUUCGAGGUGUUCCAGCCCGAUGACGUCAUCGUGAAGCAGAACUCCAUCGGGACGAAAAUGUAUUUUAUUCAAGAGGGCUGGGUCGAUGUUGUCACCGAAUGUGGAACGAAGGUGGCCAGGCUUAAAGAGGGCGCUUAUUUCGGAGAAAUCUGUCUGUUGAAGACAGAGAAGCGAGUGGCCAACGUGGUUGCAGUGACGUUUUGCAACGUUUUCUCAUUAUCAUCUAAACACUUCAAAUCAGUUCUGGCUCACUAUCCAGAAACGAAAAGCCGUUUGCUUUCGGUUGCCAAACAACGACUGCAAUCUUUACGACGCAAAAUUAAACAGAAUGAAACAAAAUCAAAAAUUGAUAUUCUAUGCGAAGAUGAAGACAAGAAUAAUGAUGAAGAAGAUGAUGAUAAUUGUGAUGAGUACGGACUGAGCUGUCAAUACAACGUCAGUAAUGACGACGAAUAUGAUGAUGUUUAUCCUAUGCAACGUACGAAAACUGCCGACCACUGCAUCUCCAACAAAUAUAAAAGUCUUGAAGAAAAGUU